Molecule: messenger RNA, 486 nt
Organism: Pistacia vera
Lineage: Eukaryota; Viridiplantae; Streptophyta; Magnoliopsida; Sapindales; Anacardiaceae
Product: phytosulfokines 3-like
Exons: 2
Coding region: 89-322 (77 amino acids)
Biological process (GO): cell population proliferation
Cellular component (GO): extracellular region
Molecular function (GO): growth factor activity
Source: RefSeq, a predicted model, not a curated record
UCAACAUUCAUUCUUCUCCGUGUCUCAAAACACUCCCAAUAUUAUAUAUAUUCCUCUUCCAAAUUCCAUCACUACUACAAAGCAAAACAUGGCUAAGGUCAAGGUUGCCACCCUCUUCAUGAUACUCCUCCUCGUACUCUUCUCAACACUAAGCUACGCCGCUCGUCCAGAACCUGCUUUCCCCAACGCUUCUCCUGCAAAAACACAAGUGGAUAAUGUUGCGGAAGAAGACUGCCAAGGAGGUUCAGAUGAAGAGUGCUUGAUGAGAAGAACUCUUGUUGCUCAUACUGAUUACAUCUACACCCAGAAGCAGCAUCCUUGAGAUUUUCUUAUUUUAUAUAUAUAUAUAUAUAUAUAUAUAUAUAGUUCCAUUACAGUAAAUAUGUAUAAAUCAGUCUGUUGGUUUGGCAUCAAUCGAUUUCUGAUUUGUCUACAUCUGUUUCUUCUCCACUUUGUUAAUUAAGUAAAGUAAAAAGUUUGAACUUA